GCGCGCGGCGCCAGCGGCCGCCGGUCCCGGUGAGGCGGUGCCGCCCGGUCCCGCCGCCCGCCCGCCGCUGCCCCCCCGCAGCCAUGGCGAGCGCCCGGGCCGACGAGGGGCAGGAAGCGGCGGCGGCGGCGGCCGAGGAGGAGGAGGAGGAGGAAGCGGCGGCGGCGGCGGCGGCGCGCUUGGCGGCGGCGCUGCGGCAGCGGCUGCGGGGCUGGGAGGCGGCGCUGGCGGCGGCGCAGCGGCUGCUGGUGUGGGAGAGGCCGCUGCACAGCCUGCUCACCGCCGCCGCGCUCGGAGGGGGCCUCUGGUUGUUUUCCUCCACUUCCCUGAGACCCCUCUUUCUCCUCAGCAUGUCCCUCCUUGGCAUCCUCUUGCUGGAGAGGUGGAAGCCCAGGUUCUUGUUUGACUUCUCAGCACAGCCAUCGGAGGAGCCAGGAGGGGACAGUGAGGGGGUGACUUCAGGGGCAGAACAGCCUCACCUGCUCAGUGUGUCCCUGAGCUGUGACCACUGCCUGGCAGAGAGCUGGGUCACCUUCAGGCUGUACCUGCAGGUACUGCUACAGUACAAGAGGCAAAAUCCUGCCAAGGUAAGAGUGUCUGUUCACGCCUGCCUGAUUCUGGCUGUAGUUGGACACUAUGUUCCAGGCAUUAUGAUCUCCUACAUCAUUUUACCUGGAUCAAGCAGAGUCUGGCACAGUGAGCCAGAGGAGUCGUCCAAGGACCUGGCAAGUUUUCCCUCCGUGGAAGAUAUCAUUCCAGAGAUCUGGGACUGCACAGAGCGCGAUGAAGAUGCGUUUGGUGUGCCUCUGGGUCCCGAGCUUGCCCACGCUGCCCGUGAGCUGGACUCGGCAGAGAAGGAGGCUGCGGACUCCGACCUCUCCAUCCUUCGCCUCGCGUCUCCUCUCCAUUUUGUAAAUACGCACUUCAACGGGAGCGGGCAAGUGGCAGGAGGCAACGCCGAGCAGACUGUCCCUGCGCCGGGCCUGGGCAUCUGCAUUGACACGCUGUGCGAGGAGAUCGUCACCACUGCCAUUACCACGGCGUGCAGAAACACCCUCUCUGCCCUGCUGCGGGUCCUCGGAGCCAGCGAGGGGCCCUCCAUCUCUGAGUUCCUCCCCACUGAGCCCGAAGAGAAACUGAGCUUCCAAGCACAGCUGUCAGAGACCGAAGCGGUGGAGACGGAGACAGCAGCUUCACCGGAGGACGAGGAGGAAGCGGAAGACUUUGAGCUACUGGAUCAGAGGGAGCUGGAGCAAAUGGAUGUAGAGCUGGGGCUUGGGGAGGAGCAGGAAGCUCAAGAGUCUCCUGCUGCUCUUCCGGCUCCGGCUUCCCCCUCUCCCGCACUCGCUGAUCUGCCCAAAGCAGGAGACAUUUCCUGCCCCUCAAGUGCAACGCCUGCCAGCAGAUCUUCUGCUGCGGCGGCGACCUACGUCGCCAACGCCCCAGCACGCGUGCAGAACCUCCGCGCUACAGAAGGUGACAGGCGACCGGACGUGCAGGUCACCGUGUGCCCGCUCUGUGCAACACGCCGGUGGCCCGUGAGGCGAGGGGAGAUGCCCGACGUGGUGGUGGCGCUAGCACAUCGACCGCCACUGGCAAGGGCCGACCCCGCGCAGCCGCAAGCGCAAGGAGGCAGAGCAGCCGCGUCCCAGACCCCCAGCACCUCCCCGCCGGCUGCCGUGCUGCAGAGAACGGACUGCAAGCAGGAGGAGGAGGAGGACCUGGCGCUGGCCCAGGCGCUGUCGGCAAGCGAAGCCGAGAGUACCAGCAGCUGCAGCGGCAGGUGA
Cygnus atratus (black swan) is the source of this 1787-nucleotide messenger RNA. RefSeq names its product reticulophagy regulator family member 2 (gene RETREG2). The record is from RefSeq and is a predicted model, not a curated record. NCBI's taxonomy places the organism in Eukaryota, Metazoa, Chordata, Aves, Anseriformes, Anatidae.